UUCUUAGAGUUCUUCUAAUUCACAUAAAAGUCAUGGCACAAUUGUAAAUGUAUAGUAUUAUAUACUGCGUUUGGGAAGAGGAAAUUUUUUAAUAUAUAUAUUUAGUAACAGUGCAAUCAGCUAUAAUUCUGUGAUGCCAUUUACACGUUGAACGCUGCGGUUAUUCCUUCGUAACACGGAUCAGUUGGAGUGUGUAGUGUUCACUGACUUCACUGCUUAGGCUAUAGGGCUCAUAGGGCUAUAGUUAGGUCAGAAACGGAUUGAGAUGGUUGGGUUGUUAAGAACUUCUUUUGUUUUGUAUCUAAUAUCGACAGAGUGUUAGUGUUUAUCACACAUAAGCCCAGGAAAUUCUGUGGUCAGUGGUCUGUCAUGGCAGACAAUUUAAGUUUAACAGCAGAGCAGACGGAAAAAAUACUUCAAUUUCAGGAUUUGACAGGCAUUGAAGAUAUCUCAGUAUGCAGAGAUGUACUGCAACGACAUGCAUGGGAUUUGGAGGUGUCUGUCCAGGACCAACUGAACAUGCGUGAAGGACAUCCAUCUGUGUUUGCUUCAGACAUUCGUACACCUGCAGUAGUAAAUGAUCGUUCAACUCAGCACAUAUUCUUUUCUCCCCCUGGAGACAGAAAUCCCCAUAGCAUACGAGGACUUUUCAAAUAUGUAGUGUCUCUAGUUUUACAGCUCUGCUAUAACACAAUCACCAAUAUCUUGCAGUUCACAUUCAGGUUGUUCCAGCCUGAUCCAAGAAGAUAUGUUACGGAUCCUGUAGCCGAUGUCCUUUCUUUCGUCCGUCUAUAUGAGCAGAAAUACGGACGUGGUCAUCCAGUGUUCUACCAAGGAACUUACAGUCAAGCACUUAAUGAUGCUAAACAGGAGCUACGAUUUCUUCUAGUCUAUUUGCAUUGUGAGGAACAUCAAGACACUGCUAACUUUUGCAGAUACACUUUACCACACCCAGAUGUGAUAAGCUAUAUCAAUUCCAACAUGCUGUUCUGGGCCUGUUCAGUUACAACAUCGGAGGGCUAUCGAGUUUCACAAGCAUUGCGUGAGAAUGGAUACCCUUUUCUUGCUGUUAUAGUUCUUCAUGAUGGGCGAAUGACUGUUGUUGGAAGGUUGGAAGGCCCAGUGGAACCAGAUGAACUAAUCACUCGCCUUCGAACAAUUGUAUCUGAUAAUGAAGUAGCCCUGAUUGCAGCAAGGGCUGAAAGGGUUGAACGUAACUUUAAUCAAACACUAAGGCAGCAGCAAGACCAAGCAUACCUCGAGUCAUUGCGAGCUGAUCAGGAGAAAGAGCGUCUGCGAUGUGAGGAAAGGGAAAGACGUGAGGGUGAAGCAAGACAGCAGAGAGAAAGGGAGUUAGAAGAACAGUAUCACAAAGAGGAAAUACGCAGAAAAAAGAUUGAGUACCAGGUGCAUAUUCCAGAUGAACCUCCACCAGAUCAUCCAGAAGCUGUUCAUAUUGUUAUUAAACUCCCAGAUGGAAUGCGACUUGAAAGACGUUUCUUGCAGAAUCAUUCCCUUGAGGCUGUCUUCUAUUACGUAUUUUGCCACCCUGCAUCUCCAGACACCUUCGAGAUCGCAACUAAUUUCCCUAAACGAGUCCUAAAUUGUGCACCUCAAGGAGAUGGGAGUCACAUCCAGACUUUGAAAGAAGCAGGUCUCCGUUUCCGUGAAGUUCUUUUUGUUUACGAUUUAGAGGCAUGAUGUGCUUUUGUCAAGUCUGAACAGAACACCUGCAGUGAAGGCUCUGUGGUGUUUCAGAGUUUUACUACAUAUGUCUGAUGGUGAGAAUGUGGACAAACAUAGAUUCCUUAUGUUUUCAAAACUUUUUUUGUGCUGUAGGCUACCAGUCUCAAUUGUAUUAUGUCAAAUCACAAAGUAUGUAAAUAUAAGUAUGAAGGGGAAGUAAUUUCUCCUAGUGCUCACUGUUAACAUACAUUUAUGUUUUCUGAUGGCAAGUACUAUAGUUUCUCUAAUGGUGGACAUUAAAAUUCACAGUUUAGUUUUGAAACAAGAUUACACUUUGUGUAAUGUUUUGAGGAUAAAGCCAAUUUAAAUAUUCUCAGUAUGUGUGAAGAAGUUGUAUUAAAUUUUGUAGCAGGUAAGAAGAUUGGUUAGUGUCCUACCAGGUAAACAGAUAAGAGUAACUGUGUUUUUUAAUUGCUAUUAUUAUUAUUACUGUACACUUUUAUUAAAUAAUGCAUCUGUUCUUCAGUAAUAAUUAUUAUUACAAAUUAUAACUUGUAUAUUUUGUAUUAAGCCCCAUUUGAGUUAAAAUUAUUGAUCUUAUUGUGAUGACUGGUAUGUAAAUACUUCAUUGUUUUCAUUUUACCCACUAUUUUCGUGUGGGGUAUAUAUACAGUUUAUCUUUGGACUGGUUCCUGCCACUGGCAUGGCAAUCUUCUUGCACUUGCCUGCUGCAGCAGAUAAUAAUUCAUGGUGUGCUUUUCCACUGUACUUAACUGCUUUUAUAGAAGAGUCUUGAAGUGAUGGCCAACCGUCUGCUUCCAAGCAUCCUUCACAUUGUAAGAAUGUUUCUACACAUCAGAAUUGCUGUAUGGGAAGAGCAGAAAUUUCAUGCUUCAUAUUUUCAUGAAGAUCCUCAAAAGAGUGCAGAUUGUUCACAUUUUCUUUCAGUAUGCCCCACAAAUAAAAGUCAGAGGGAUUUAAAUCAGGUGAUCACAGAGGUCACAAUCUUAGAUUUAUUAUUCAUAUAUGGAAAACUUAAUGUAAUGCAUCCAUAGAAUUGUUCACAGUGUGCGCUGUUGUAUUACUGUGUGUAUAUUGCCUGUAUGGUUUUUCUUAAUCUGAUGGUUGAUUGAAGAAGGGUAACAAAAUCUGUAUCAAAACAUUGGCCCAUUAUUCUAUACUCACUAACUGCACACCAAACCCCCACUCUUAACUCCUACAGUGAUACUUCUAGAACAGCAUAAGGAUUUUAUGUGCUCCAGUAUGUUAUUCUGGCUGUUUACAUGACCACUUAAUGUGAAUCUUGCCUUGUCAGAAUGAAACAUAAGUUUUGGCCAAGAAAUGAACUGAAUACCAAUUCCUGAAACCACCUGCAGUGACAAUUCUUGUUUCACAAUCAGGAUGCAAAAAAGGCUAUGUACAACUUUAGUUUUGCAAGGCCGCAACUUCAACUUUGUGCCAGUGAGACCUGUACCUUUUGCCAACCACACUGAAGAGCCAGAAGGUGUAAUGACUUUGAAGGCUUGCUUCUAAUCAAGUUACCAAGUUUUUCUUUUGUCAGUAUGUGUUUAUUGAGAUUUAUUUUUGUCCAACACUGAGCUUGCAGAACAUUACUUUACCGAGGUAUUGUGAAUUGUUGCUUUACACAACAUUGUACUCUCAGGAUAUUUCCCACAGCAUUUUCUUCAUAAGCAACACUGUACAAAGGAAUCAAAAAUGAAUAAUUUCUGAUCAAAACUAUGAAGGAUAGUCAGUAAAUAGGUCACAGAUGGAAGUAAAACACCUGUAAUGGUCAUAAUAGGUUUUCUGUGUAUAUCAUUAGGUAGCAGCACAGUUGAGCUUCAAGACAGUCUAGGUAAUGGAUGUGCAUGCGCAUGUACAGAGGCUGGUUUCAAUAGUCAAAAUGGCAACUGUGCUUCAGGAGUAUAUUACUGAUGAGCAGCAUUCUGUUGUGCGUUUUUUGUGGGUGAUAGGACUCAUUGAAAAGGAUAUACAUAAAGAAAUCCUCAGAGUUACUGGGUUUUCAGACUUUAUCCAUCAUCCAUAUUCUAAAAACUAGAAAACAAUAUUUCAGAGACUGGAUCUGUUUCCAUCCUCGGAUGAGGGAGGAGACCCAUGCCCUGAUGGGUCCCUUAGAAAGACUGUUGUUCGCUCUUUCUAAGGG
This is a messenger RNA of Cryptotermes secundus, 3850 nucleotides long. RefSeq names its product FAS-associated factor 2 (gene Faf2). Gene Ontology annotation, cellular component: endoplasmic reticulum. The coding region runs from base 370 to 1701 and encodes 443 amino acids. Gene Ontology annotation, molecular function: ubiquitin binding. The transcript has 8 exons. The record is from RefSeq and is a predicted model, not a curated record. Lineage: Eukaryota; Metazoa; Arthropoda; Insecta; Blattodea; Kalotermitidae.